AUGCCUUACUGUAGCUAUGUAUUUUCUAUAGGAAUAUAUUACGGAUAUCAAAAACCUCAAGACAGUAAUGAUUUUCUCUAUGAUUUAAUUUCUGAAGCCCCAGAAUUAACCACUAAUGGCAUUACUAUUAACAACAAGAUAAAAAAGGUAACUCUUGAAGUUAUGUGCUGUGAUGUACCGGCAAAAAGCUUUUUAUUACUUGUAAAAGGACACUCAGGAUUUUUUUCAUGUACUAGAUGUACACAUGAAGGUGAAUAUAUUAACCACAGAGUUUGCUUUCCAUAUAAUGCCAUUGCUCAUAAAAAAAGAAGUCAUGAUGAUUAUGUGUCAAUGAAUAAUGAAGAGCACCAUAUUUCACCUAUAAUAUCAUCUAUUGUGUUAAUACCCAAUAUAAAUGUAACAGACUUAUUUUCGCUUGACUACAUGCACUUAGCUUGUUUAGGAGUCAUGAAAAAAUUAAUCAAUCUUUGGAUGAAAAUGGUCCGCCAAAUGUACGUCUAUCAAGUUUGA
Messenger RNA from Macrosiphum euphorbiae (potato aphid), 510 nucleotides. The record is from the annotation of a GenBank genome assembly. Lineage: Eukaryota; Metazoa; Arthropoda; Insecta; Hemiptera; Aphididae.